This is a messenger RNA of Amphimedon queenslandica, 13068 nucleotides long. RefSeq names its product fibrocystin-L. The transcript is spliced from 9 exons. The record is from RefSeq and is a predicted model, not a curated record. NCBI's taxonomy places the organism in Eukaryota, Metazoa, Porifera, Demospongiae, Haplosclerida, Niphatidae. Bases 7 to 12858 code for a protein of 4283 amino acids.
GACCCUAUGGCUAUCCUUACACUGAUAGAUUGGUCCAUUCAAGAGAGACUCUAUCGUGACAGUUAUACUUACACACCUGAGUUUGGUGAAUUGUAUCUUAUCAACCAGCGAUACACAGGGUUCUUUGUCCCCCCCAUUGACAGCUAUUAUACUUUAAAUGUUAAUUCUGAUGAUGGAGCUCGCCUGUAUCUCAGUCCUAAUGCAUCAAGAGAUCACAAGGAACUGGUGGCUUAUAUACUGGGCCAUACUACCAGCUGGAAUCAAAUUGAUACUCAAAUAUCCAAACCAAUCUACCUCAGAGCUGGUGAGGCUUAUUAUAUGGAGGGUGUCCAGCUACAAGGGUAUGGUCCAUGGAGGUUUGGUAUUGGGGCUAAGAUACACAACCUGUCCUGGACUGAAGAUGUUGCUGAUAUUGACUAUGAAGAACAAGUUAUAAGAACAACAUCCACUGUAGUACAUGAGACACAAAUGUUGAGUCUAAUGGCGGCUCCCAGAAUACAGUCUCUCAUUAUUGAUUUGGAUCCUGAUCAACCAAUCAGUUUCAAUCUAACAUUUGACGGCCAAACCACACCUCCUCUAUCAUCAGCUGAUAAUGACACAGUGAUCAAUAAUGCGUUGAAUUCACUUGAAUCAAUUCAAAAUAUCGGCAGUGUCAGUGUUAUCAGUAAUCGAUCAGCAGAUGAUAUUUUAGAAUUAUUCGUUAUAUUCCACUCCACUCAGCCAGUAGUACCAGGACCAAUUGAAGUAUCAUCUAAUGUCAAUUCUACUAGCGAUACAGAACAAGGUCUUCAACUACCAGAGCACUUCAGUCUCUCCUUUGGUACUAGAUCCACUCAAGCUCUCUCUGUUAAUUCAACUAGCUCAAUGAUAUCUAAUAGUAUCACUGAUCUCUUCUCCACAAAGUGCAGUAUUUCCAGCCCAGGGGUGAUUCAUUUCAAAGACUCUUAUGACGUCUCUAUAUACCGUUACAGUUAUUAUGGUACUCUGGACUCCAGCGUAGAGCCUUACUGUGGGCGGUACAGUAUUAAGAACCCUUCAGUACUCUGGAGGUAUGACAGAUCCAGAGAUGAGAGGACCAACACUGUUAAUGAACCAGCCACCAUAUCACCUUUUGGACUGAGAUAUGUUUGUUUUGCUCAUUAUGGUCCAUUGCCUAACUCAAGACUAAGACUCACUGUCAGGACUACCUCCUUUCAAACCUUUAACUUCCCAGUCACACUCUCUGAGGACCUGAGCAGAUGGAACUACAUGUGUGUUGAUGUAUACCCAGUCAUUCAUGAGAGGUUCGGCUCACCUAGUGGUCUUUAUAAUCUGACUCAUGUGAGGUUCAAUAGUGGGACCUAUCCUGACUUCUGGAUUGAUGAGUUUAGCAUUACAACAGCAAAAACUUCUGUUCAACAGACAGUACCAGCAGUAAGGCCCAAUGGAAUAUUCAUUAGUUCUGUAGAAACAACAUCAAUAGAUCCAGUUCCCUCCACUCUAUACUGUACUGACUACACUGACCCACUAACCUGUCUCAUACCAUACAGACAAUUCACUGUAGAAUACACAGCACACCACUGUGGAUAUGGUAUGCCAUUGAUCAGUACUUCUCCUAGCUACACUGCUAAAGUAUCAAGACUAUUAGCUGGUUCUCCACCAGUGGGGGGAUCAUUUGACCUCUCAUUUGAAGGAAGAACUGUUUAUAACAUAUCAGCAACACUAACUGGAGGAGAAAUGGAGGCAGUAUUAGAGUCUGGUCUACCUGAUGAAGGAGGAUUCACUGUAUCCAGGACUGGAGUAUGUUCAGGAUAUUCAUGGACAGUGAGAUGGACCAGUAGACCAGGAGACCAUCCUCUGAUGGUGACUGAUGGCAGUAGACUGGAGGGAGUUGUGGCUCAAGUGUCUGUAGAGUGGAGUGUUGAUGGUGGUGUCUGGAUGAGACCACUAAGAGGAGACAUGCUGAGACUACCUGAACUCAAUCCACAGGUUGAGGUAUCUGUCAAUGGCAUCCCUGCUUCCUGUAGAUCAACUAACUGUUCUUUCACUUUCACUUCAACUAACAGCACUCCUCUUGUCACUGGUGUCUCCCCAGUCUCAGGAGGGCAGGACGGGUCCACUAUCAACAUUUAUGGUUAUAACUUUGGCGAUGAUGUUGCCAAGGUAACGGUUACCAUAGGCGACAGUCCUUGCAUGGUUCAAAGUCUUGAUUCUGGUCUGAUCAGGUGUAUUCCUGGUCCCAGUGUGGCCGGUAUCAGUCCCAUUAGUGUUCAUAUUGAUGGUAUGGGUUAUGCUGACAUUGAUGACAAUAUAACCUUCACUUAUUCACUGAUACUGCACUCAGCCUAUCCUAACUAUGGCAGUAUCAGUGGUGGUAAUACAGUCACGUUAUCUGGUACUGGAUUACCAGUGAUACCUGCUGGAGCAGCUUCAUGUUAUUGCAAAGACUGUUGGCCUUGUCUUGGUUCCUCCUUCCCUGAUGUGUAUGUGUUAUUUGGUGACUAUCCCUGUCUUGUUGCUAGCUCUAACCUAACUCAAUUGAGUUGUAUUGUCCAGCAACAUGUACCAGCUACAGUGAAUGUAUCAGCCAGUGUCAAUGGAGUCACUGCAGUACUUGCUGAUGAGUAUGAGUAUAGUACUGAUGAUGUGUCUGUCAUUAGUGCCAUCACUCCAUCAAUGGGUCCUUCCAUUGGAGGUACUACUGUCACUAUUACUGGUCAGCGUCUAUCAAACACCACUUCAGUGUUUAUUGGUGGAUCAAUCUGUGACAUUGUAUCAGUAUCAGUAUCAAGUAUCACUUGUAUCACAUCAAGAUCAUCUCCUGGUCAACAUAUCGUUACUGUUGAGGGUAAUACAUCAUUCGGUAUAGCACUAACGCAAUCAAUAAUUGAUCAACCUGAUAUCUUAACUCAAGGAUCCUUAACGCUAACACAAUUAAUGACUAACGAUAUUCCAGUCGGUCCUGUGGUCACUGGUACUCUUAACUUCACGUACCAGUUCCUUGUAACCAGUGUCACCCCGUGCAGUGGGUCGCUGGUCGGUGGUAAUCAGUUAACAGUUAAAGGGAGUGGGUUUGUGUCGGGUCUCGGUGUCCACAUGAGUGGGUCGGACACUGAUUGUGUCAUUCAUUCAAUGAAUUAUAAUGAAAUUAAAUGUACCUUACCUCCAGUCACUGGAACCAGCCAUACCAUCAGCAACAAUGGAACUGACCCUGUUCGUGGUUUAUAUUUUGCUUGGUCCCCAUCAACCAUUGAAAUACUCCAGGGAGACAGCAUUACUUGGCAAUGGGAUGGUUCCAGAUUUGUCAUUCCUCAAUAUUUUGAAGUACACCAGACCUCUAGCCUCAUGUCCAGUUCUCAUGUACCGGGCGGGUUCCGUUCAGCCUCCAGUGUCACUGGUAAUUACACCAAUACCUUCACUGCUCCUGGUACUUACUACUAUACCACUGAUGUUAAUGAUGCUUGCCUCAACUGUUAUAUGAGUGGAACUGUCAUCGUUAGAUCAAUAUCAGAUAUACCGUCUCAAAUCAGUGUUAACUAUGAUCGUGCUAUUGAAGCUGAUUUCAAAAUGGAAGGAGAAGAAUCAGAGUCUAACUGUUAUUCUUGUAGCUCAGUCCACAAUAAUUCAGAGGUCCCUACAUACCUCUACAGCACCUGUGACACUCCAUUAGUCACUGAGGUAAACCCUCAGUACAUCAGUAUAGGAUCAGUCAUUACUGUCGAAGGGACUGGUUUUACUGCUAACAGCAGUAAGGCUAGUAUCACCUUUAGUGACUGUCCCUGUCUUGUACAAGAUGUCUACAACGAGACUACAAUAACUUGUAGACUGGACUCAUCCUGUCAACCAGCCCCUUACACUCUCCUGCCUCUCUCUCUACUCAUUGAUAACAAGGGGCAUGCCUUGUUACUGGGACCAGAGGGAGUUGUAAUUAAACCAAUAGUGACAGGGUUAUCCCCAUCAAAGGGCUCUGUACUGGGUGGUAACGUACUCACAAUAACUGGUCAUUCAUUUGCUGAGACUGAUGAUCUAACUGUUCUUAUUGCUGACAAACAAUGCGACAUGCUAUCAGUGAACUACACUAGCAUACAGUGUAUUGUACCAUCCUCUGACUCCGCCUUUAACUCCUCCCACCUUGUAAACGUCACCUACUCCUCUCAAGAGACCCUUCUUUGUGUAACGGCAGUGGGUGGAGACUGUUACUAUGACUACGAGCCUGAUAAUACCCCAGUGGUUGAGUAUGUGUCUCCGGGCACAAUAGGAGGUGCUCAUAAUACGACUCUACUGAUAACGGGGUCACUACUGUCAGGGCAGUCGCUGGUAUGGGUGGGCUAUACUGAAUGUGGAGGUGUAUCGAUGACUGGUACUGAUGAUGAAUCAGUCAACAUAACCUGUACUGUAUCACCGAUACAAGCUGGAGACUAUAGACUAACAGUCCUUACUCCAGGGUAUGGCUAUGCACUGUUUGAUGAUGUGGAAGACAGCCUGAUCACUAGUCAGUUGAGAGUGGACUCCAUAUCUCCAGUUAGAGGUAGUACCAGAGGUGGUACUCAACUCACGUUAUCAGGUAUUGGGUUUAGUUCACUCAUGAACAAUAACUCAGUCAAUAUCAGUGGCCAGCCUUGUCUCAUCAGAUCCAGCAGCUAUUCUUCAAUCACCUGUGUCACUCCUGAUCUUAAUGGUGAGGGAAAUCACACUGUUGACGUUACCGUGGCAACCCCAGCCUUUCACAGACGCCCACGCAGAGAGGUGUUCAAUCCAUUGAUAUUUGAAUAUGAUAUUGAGGCCACACCCACAAUAACCAGUGUGAGUCCUACUAGUGGUCAAAGAGGUGAUCUCAUUGUUAUCAGUGGUGACGGGUUCUCUACUAAUAUCGGGGACACUAGUGUUAGUAUAGGUCAGUCAGUCUGUAAUGUCACCAGUGCCAAUGGCACUACCAUACAGUGUUCACUGGGUACUAACUUUGUCGGCCGGUAUCCGAUUGAUGUGAGGAUUGACGGUAAAGGACGGGCUACUGGUGAUCUUGUGUUUACCUAUACCCUGAUAGUGUCUGGGGUCAGUCCUAGCAAUGGUAGCUUUGCUGGUCUGAAUACAGUAACAUUGAGUGGUAUUGGGUUCAACCCUGUGGCCAUUAACAUCAGUAUAUGUGGUAGAGUGUGCAGACAGAGCUCUCAGAGACCAUCACUGACUAGUCUAUCAUGUAUAGUUCCAUCAUUCACUGAUACACUCACCAAUGAGAGUAUAACCAGCACUGACUGUGAUGUGAUCAUCACUAGUCUAUCAAACACCAUUACACUAACUGAUGCUUAUAACUUCAACAGGGACCUCACUCCUACUGUUCACAGUGUCAAUCGUACAAGAGGAGGUACUGCUGGAGGGUCCCUACUAUUGAUAGGAGGGACUGGGUUCACUUCUACUGUUAACGUCACUAUAGCAGGGACUGUGUGUACAGUCAGAGAAAAUACCAGUACUUCUAUUGUCUGUGAGACUGGUCCUGCUGGUGUGUCAGUCACUGCUACUAUAAUGGUCUUUGUUGAUGGAAAAGGAUUCGCUAUAUCUAAUGUCACCUUCCAAUACGUGGACCUGUGGAGCUCUGUGUACACGUGGGGUGGGACCUCUCUCCCAGUUGAAGGAGACUUUGUGAUAGUCUCAUAUGGACAGACCCUGGUCCUUGAUAUAAAGACCCCGAUACUAAAGAUAUUACUGAUACAAGGAGGAGAGCUAAUCUUUGAUGAUGAGGAAGAUGGCGUUGAGCUUCACUCAGAGAAUAUACUAAUAACUGGAGGGGGGCUGUUACAGAUUGGGACAGAGACAACACCAUACAAGCACAAGGCACAGAUUGUGAUGUACGGCCACAGACUAUCACCUGAGAUACCAUUGUACGGUGCUAAGACCCUUGCCGUCCGUAACGGUACCCUGGACCUCCACGGUCUACCGAUAAGGGACACUUGGACUCGUCUUAAUGCCACCGUGAGACCUGGUGGCACUGAACUGACCGUCAAACACAAUGUAUCGGACUGGAGCAUUGGCGGGAAAAUAGUACUAGCAUCUACCAGCUACAGUCAAAGAGAGAAUGAAGAACUGACGAUCACUAAUAUAACAAAUGAUGGAUACACAAUUCAUGUAACACCUCCAGUGAGUUACACUCACGUGUCACUGAUACAGACCAUUCAUGGACAGACCAUUGAAACUGCUGGGGAGGUAGGCUACCUCACUAGGAAUGUCGUCGUAAGAGGAAACAGAAAUGACGAAUGGAACAUACAGUUUGCUGAUUGUCCUCAGGAGUUCAAACCAGGACAGUUUGAUGUACAGACCUGCUUUGGUGGUAGGUUUGGAGCUGAAGUUAUUGGAGAUGAGUUUGGGUCUCAGAUAAUGUUACACAAAGGACCCAACGACAGGAUAAGAGGACGUAUUGAGUUUAUUGAGGUCACUCAUGCUGGUCAGGCCUUCCGUCUCGGGCGCUACCCGAUCCAUUUUCAUCUCAACGGUGACGUGAGUGACUCUUAUGUUAGAGGCUGCAGUAUUCACCAUACCUUCAACAGAGCAGUGACAAUACAUGCUGUGGAUAAUCUACUAGUGGAGAGGAACGUUGCCUUCAAUAUAAAAGGACAUGCUUAUUUCUUAGAGGAUGGUAUUGAGAUUGGUAAUGUAAUACAGUAUAACCUUGGAGUGUUUGUAAGGGCCUCAAGCUCACUGCUAAACGUUGAUAUCACACCCGCUACCUUCUGGUCAGUGAACCCAAACAACACCUUUAGACACAACGCGGCUGCAGGUGGGACACACUUUGGUUACUGGUACCGCCCACCGACCCACCCCACGGGCCCAUCCUUCACCACUGCAGUUAGACCAGUCAACGACCCAAUGGGUGAGUUCUUCAAUAACUCAGCUCAUUCCUUCGGCUGGUAUGGUAUAUGGAUAUUUCAAGAGUACUAUCCAGUUAACCAAGACACCUGUGAUACCGUUACACCAGCUGUCUUUGACUCACUCCUUGCCUGGCGUAAUGAUCGUGGGAUUGAGUUCUCUGAAGUAGGAGCAGUCCAGCUAAAAAACAGUGUUCUUCUUGACAAUACUGUUGCUGGUGUAGAGUAUACCCUUGUUAAAGCUGGCUGGGGUAAGAGUGGAGCCCUUAUUGAGAAUAUUCUAAUUAUUGCCCACUCUGGCCUCCGAGAGGUUGAUGAUGCUAGGCUGAGGGGAGGUCCCCCAGUCUGCACUGCCUCGGGUGUUAAAACACCUCAUACUUAUUUCUUUACAGUGUCCAACGUGACUCUUGUCAACUUUGAUGAAGAUGGUUGCUAUGCUUUAAGAGCUUGCUCUCACUGUAGGGGUAUGUUACAGGGUGGGUUUGAAGCAAGGUUUGAGAAACUGACGUUCACUAACAGUCCUAAUAAGGUAUUCUGGCAAUGGGAGAAUGAGAAUGUGUUCCGAGAUAUGGAUGGGUCACUGACGGGUCAAGCAGGAGGUGCCUUAAUACCAACCUCUGGUCUGUUGCCCCCCACUCUCUGUCGUCAUGACGACUCGUCAUCUAGUGGUGGUGUGAAUGGAUCAGUCUGUGACCCAGGGCUGGAGUUUGUUAGGUUUGCCAUGAUUACCCCAGUCCCCUCCUCCCUCAUGUACAGAGACCUGAUGAUAAGCAACGAGCAUGGAUCCACUGUUGUACCUUUUGUCCUCAAGAGGUUGAUUCAUGGUGCAGGCUACAUGGCUUUGUUACCGACCAGAAGAGUCCACCAGUUGGACUGGCCUGGUGGAGAAAGGUUUGUCAACAUCAGUUACAAUGCACUUUAUUCCGGUAUCAACUCAUCUGAGUAUUUGUGGAUCAGACAUGAUUUCAAAGACGUUGUCAACGGUAUCACACUAAAUGGUGUUGAAAGUAAUUCCAGUGAUUCCCUACCAGCUGGGGGUGUGUCCUCCAUAGGUGAUUGGUACAGUGAUGUGAAUGAGACUACUGUCACUUACUAUGUCAACGGUACUAACCCGUCAUGUCCUGUUGAUGUGUCAGUAGUAUUCUCCUCCUAUCAGUGCUUCUAUGAGAACUGUAUCCCUCCUCCUCCUCCUGAACCAGUCACCCCACGUCCCCCUGGUCGUCCCAGUGUCACUCAGAUGUGGUCCAAUGUCUCUAUAUGGCCUGAUGGGUCCCUCCCUUCCAAUAACACUGAUGUGUAUAUCGGCUGUGAUCUUUACGUACUGGUGGAUGUUCCUCUCCCAGUAUUGAACACACUGACAGUAUGUGGUGGGUUAGAGUUCCUCGAUGAUAGGGACCAUGUUCUUGAGGCUAACAGGAUCCUCAUUGAUGGAGGAGGAGUACUAGUCGCUGGUCGCAAUGAGACUCCGUUCCAACACCAGUUGAUGAUAAUACUGAAUGGAUCACUUUCAUCUCCUGAAUACAGACUACCUAACCUUGGUCCUGUCUUAGGUGCUAAAGGGCUAGGAGUGUUUGGUCAGUUAUUGUUACAUGGCAAAGAGACCUCACGUAGCUGGACAGGAUUAGCUGAGACAGCAGGACCAGGUACCAGUACAAUCCAGUUACUGGAGCCUGUUGAUUGGAACCCUGGAGAUGAAAUAGUGAUAGCAGCUUCUUACUAUGAGAUAGGUGAAACAGAGGAACGUGUUAUUGCUAGUGUCAGUAACAAUGGACUCACGUUGACACUGACCCAGCCAUUAGGGUUCACUCACCUUGGAGGAGAACAUAACACUGAGUGUUGUAAAGUUAACAUCAAUGCUGAAGUGGGUCUCCUAACACGUAACAUUAAGAUUCUUGGUACUCACCCUAACGCCACCACCGACCUAUCAAAGACCCAGUCCUAUGGUUGCAGGAUACUGGUCAGUACCUACUACAACACUUCCAGUGGAGUUCACACCGGACUGGCUAGGUUGUCAGGGGUGGAGUUUAAUGGGUGUGGUCAGGAAGGAUUUGUGGAGAAUUUUGAUCCUCGUUUCUCAGUCUCAUUCCUAAACACUGGAACCAUCAUUGGUAACAGCUCAUACAUCAGAUCCUGUUCAUUCCACAAUGGCUACAGUACUGGUAUCGGGGUAUUUGGUACUGAUAACAUGUUCAUUCAUGAUAACGUCAUUCACAGAUCAGUUGGACCCUCUCUAAAGCUGGCCGGCACUGGUCACAGUAUUAUUAAUAAUUUAGCAGUAGUGGCUUUGUUCCCUGGGACCUAUCGCUCUCCUGAAGAACCUUUCAACGAUGAAUGGACUGCUAACUUUGAUCUAGUAGACGCUGAGGAUUACUCUUUAAUAGGUAAUUCAGCUGCUGGUGGCAGUAAGGCAGGAUUCCACACUAAUGGAGAGAACUGCCUCCUUGAUAACUUUACACCAAAAUGGAGGGACAACGUAGCCCACUCCACGCUCCAUGGUAUCCACAUGGGCUAUAGAGAUGGGUACAGCAGUGGGAUCAAUGGCUGCUCCUCCUUCCACAGUUUUAAAGUAUACAGCUGCUAUCAUUAUGGCUUCUUCUCCUACUCAAGGGCUGGAAUAAUAAUAACUGAUUCUUUGUUUGUUAAUAACUAUGCUGCUACCUUCACUGCAGUAAUGGCCCCUCCUUCUCGCUCUCAUGUCGUUGGUAAUAAAACCGUCAUUAUAAAGGAUACUAAAAUAAUGUCUACUCUACAUCCUAAUGGAGGAUCUGUGAAUUGCACUGAAUACAGUCGUGAGCCAAUCAUUGCUACUCACCGUACAUCUCACCGGGGUUUGAAUCGUGGUGGUGCUCAUGUGGGAGUCAUUCUCACUUCUUUUGUAUCAGGAGUGGGCCACUUCCCAAAAGCAGCCUGGUGGAGUAUCAUCAGUUACCCAGCCAUUAAUGGUCUGACUAGUUUAACCAAUGUCACUUUCUGUAACUUUGCUACUCACUGCAAUCAGAAACCAGAGGCAGCCAUCAUGACCCACCCUGGCUCUGAGGAUUGCCAGCAUCCUCUCUGGACUGAGAGGAUCUCAUAUGAGCUAGGAUCCAAUGCUUCUAAAUUCUUCAACCACAACCCGAACUUGGGUAGCAUUAACCCGUCAGACUGUGUUGAUAUGGAUUGUGACGGACUCAAGAAGAUACUCAUUCGUGAUAAUGAUGGGUCCUUCCUUGGAACCCAGGGACUCUCUACUCUAGUGUCUAGAUCAGAGCUGGAGUGGGACGGGGACAGGAGGCGUGGUCUGGGAGACUAUCGUAUCCCAAUUGCAAUGUUAAGCAGACCCAAUGGCAGUAGAAUAGAUCCUGACGUUAUAUACCCAAACAAAGGUAUCUACAGAGGGUCCUCCUGUGAGUUUAACACAGACUACAACAGCUACUCUUGUGCCGGUAUUGAUCACCUCAUGUUAGUGAUUGAGAGUCUUGAUGCUGAUACUGAGGUGAGACGUCUCUCCCCAGUUGGUGUUGGUGCUGAUGGAUACAUUGACCUCAUUAACGGGCCACAGGAUCACGGCUGGUGUGGUGGCUACACGUGUCAAGAAAGGAUAUCAACAUUCUUUGCUAUAGUAGCAGCUGGUCUCAACUAUACUAUCGGCCUCACUAGUACUAAUCCUCAGAACACUAACUUUAUCUUGUUACAUGCCACAGACUCUCAAUCAUUGCGUGUUGCUUACAUUUACAACAAUCCUCAAAGACUUGACGUCUAUGUUGGUUCCGAGUACAUAAUACCCACCAAUGGGUACUUGCAGGAUGGAAACCUUCGCUAUCGUCGAGGAGAGAACUUUAUUCCGUCUCUGACCGAAUCCCAUGGAACUAAUUAUUACGACAGGACGGAGAAGAAACUUUACAUCAUCGUAAGAGGAAAUGCCCCAGUGAGAGUUGAGACCACACCCGUCAUACAGCUGGGUAUUGACUUGCCUCCCGUCACUGUGGAUGAGUUCUUUGAAACUAACCUGAUACAGAACCUUGCGUUGCUUCUGGGCAUCAGUCCGAACAGGAUCAGAAUAGUCAACGUUGUUUCUGAGGGAGGGGCCAGGAGAAAGAGACAGACUGAGGAACGAACAAGAGUUGAGAUUGAGAUUGGGGACGCACCAUCAAAUGAAACAACAACAGAAAACAACAACAACAACAACAACAAUGGUACUGAUACUGGAUAUGACAACACAACAACAACAACACCAACAGAUUCAGAGGACACUGUCUACAAUGAACUGGUCAAUAUCACUACUAAAGUAGGUGAGGUGAUACAGACAGGUGAACUCUCUCAAGAGAUUGGUUAUAUGGUACUGGACGCUCAGAUCACAGAACCACAGCCAAUGGUGACUGACCCAACCGGAGGAGUGAGGGCCACUAAUGAAACUGGAGGACCUCAACCAGGAGACAAUGGGACAGCAUCACUCCCAACCUUCAAUGAACAGCAAAUGAUGGAAGAGAACGAGCAGAGGAAUGAGACAACAUCCAUUGAGCUGAGUAUUCCUACUCAACUACGUAUCAUAUCUCUACCAUCAACCGGAAUAGAAGGUAUCCCUAUGAGCAACCCACCUCUUGUCUCUAUGUUUGAUGGACGUGGGAACGUCAUUAGUACCCUUGGUGUUGGGUUACCAUGGUUACUAACAGCCAGUAUAACCAAUAGGAUUGAAGGGGUGUUUCUAACUAACGGGACUGCCAGUAUUGGCAAUGGUAUGGGUCUAUUCUCAGGGUUUACCUUCAGUCAUUCCGGCACUUAUCAGCUGAUAUUCACUGUAACCUAUCCAGCAACUGCUAAUUUUACUGUCACAGCAUCUACCUCUAUAACCAUAGCAACCCGUGGGUUACGCCUCUCCUUAAUAAGAGGACCUCCUAGAACUGGUAACACCACGUUCCCCCUCCCAGGCUCCACACUAGUUCAUGUGAUUGAUGCUCAUAACGGAGAGGUUGCUGAUAGUCUGGGUUGGAGGGGUAGGGCCUGGUUCAUGAGAGCUGUAUUGAUUGAUGGUAGUGACAAGAGUCAGAACAUGAUGAAUAGUGUUCGUAUUGUCAAUGGGACUGCUUCCUUCCCUCCGUUCCAUAUAACCAGUCCAGGGUCUUAUAGGAUUAGGUAUUCCGUCUAUACAGUACCUAGCAGUCCGGCUAAUGAGUUACCUGAGCCCAUUGAGUCUGAACCUAUUGAAAUCAGUGAGUAUCAAGUGGCCCGUUACACUGUCACUUACAAUAACAGCUAUCCUGAUAUUAUUAGUGGACAUGAGGAGGCAUUCAUAUCUCAUUUCACCAGUCAGCUAAUGUCCUCUUAUCCUGAUAUAUACUUAUUCAAUGUGUCUGUCACUGAAGGAAGUAUCAUAGUGUCCUUCUCUGCUACCAGUUCCAAUUUGAACUCUCUCCUCUCUUUCGUAGAGUCACUGCCAGAAUCUCCUGCUAUUACCACUCUCAGUUUCCGUGGCAACUCGUUGGAGCUGGUAUCAGUGUCUCAGGGUCCCCCUGUGACCCCGCCCCCUACCACUCCCCCUACGGAGAGCACUGACAAUAAACUGAUAAUCACAAUAAUAUCGGCCUCAGUCAGUGGGGCUGUGCUCAUUGCUAUAGUCUGUCUAACUAUCAUCAUAUUCGCUUACAACUGUUACAAGGUCAAAGCAAGAAAGAAGAGAUAUUACCGAGGACGUGGUAAGGGAAGCAUUUAUGGAGCUCAUUCCUCAACAGUCUAUUCAAACAAGCCGAUAUUUGAUGAGAGUGAAGGAGGUUUCCACACUUAUCAUCUUGUGUCUGAGGGAUCAGGGAAGAAGAAAUCUUAUGCUGUUGCCAUGGAAACGGAGUCAGUUAAAGACGCUCCAGUGGAGUAUGCUAGUAUUGAUGAGAAGGGGGUGGAGCUUACCAGAUACACGACCAUUGAGAAUGAGAUGAAGGAGAAGGACACUGGGUUUAAUGGAGAGAACCUUUAUGAGAAGGUUAAAGAUGGAGAUAGUUUCCAUGACGACGAGAAGAAGACUGAAUCAAACGUUUAUACAUACCUUUGAGUUAAUUAAUUAUUAAUUAAUAAUUAAUUAAUUAUUACUUUUGUUUAUUCAGCUGCUUUAUUAACAUUGUCAAAUAUCAUCAGUAUUUUUAUUUUUGUCAUUAUUAUUUUUGUUGUUUUUUUGUAGUAGAACAGUUAUAUCUAAUAUUACGUAUUUAUUGUGUCUUUUGGUUUUUAAUAAUUAUUUUAACUGUCAUUCAUUGACUAUGCU